Messenger RNA from Pocillopora damicornis (cauliflower coral), 4820 nucleotides. RefSeq names its product putative leucine-rich repeat-containing protein DDB_G0281931. The record is from RefSeq and is a predicted model, not a curated record. NCBI's taxonomy places the organism in Eukaryota, Metazoa, Cnidaria, Anthozoa, Scleractinia, Pocilloporidae. Gene Ontology annotation, molecular function: protein binding.
AUUAUGGCCCAAACGCUUUCAUCAAAAUAUUCCUUUCGAACCGUAUUGUUAAAGAUUGUGGCGCUCCUUGCUUGCUUCGAACAUUACCGAUCUCUUACGUUCGGAGAAAACUUAUCAAACUAUGGAUUAAGGUCACUCUACUGCAAAGCAAGUCGGAACAAAAGAGACAUCAGAGUUUUGAAAACAGAGAAGCUGACUCCUCUGAACUACGAUGACACUUUUGCCUAUGGAUGCUUGCACGAUAUCCCGAUUCCAAAUAGUACUUUGGAGACAACCUUCACGCCCCAACAAGAAAGAGCUGUACUCAUGGAAAUAUUUAACCAAACAGAUGGUCACCAUUGGAGAAAAAGUACUCACUGGGGGAACAACUCUGUACCACACUGCCUUUGGUAUGGAAUCACAUGUGAUCAAACCAAUAGCUACAUUAUCAGUAUCGCUUUGACCAAAAACAAUUUGGUUGGGGUUUUUCCAGGAAGUUUGUGGAAACUUCGUAAUUUGCAGGGUUUGUGUGUAGGUAAUAACAACAGGCUUGCAGGUAAUCUUUUUGAAAUUUUGUCUGCCAAUAUGACCACCUUGCUUCGUCUUGAUCUUGCUUUUAAUAAGUUGUCUGGUGAGAUUCCCGCUGAAAUCUUACCAAAGAUGGAAUCUUUGGUAAAAGUUCAACUCUGCUGCCAAUUGGGAAAGGGUCUCUCUAGUACAAUUCCAAGGGACAUUGGGAACUUGAGUGAGCUGCAAGUUCUCAGUAUCGGAGAAAACACAUUGAAUGGCAUGAUUCCGAAGAGCAUUGCCAAAUUGAAGAAGCUUUGGUUUUUGGAUCUUGAAAGUGUGUCAUUUCUAAGUGGAGGAUUUGAAAACCUUUAUAAUCUGUCAUCUCUACGUUAUAUGCACCUGUCUCUUGCCGGGCUAAACGGGACUUUACCAGAUGAUUUUGGACUUUACUUUCCUGCUAUGAUUGAGUGUCUUUUGCCUGGCAAUCAUUUCAGUGGAAGCAUUCCUUCAACAAUGGGUAAUAUGACAAACUUAUGGCAUUUAAACCUGGCGAACAACGCUCUUUCUGGAAAAUUACCAAAAAGCUUAGGCUCAAUACCCAUGCUUCAAGUUGCUGAUUUCAGUGGAAAUCAGUUAUCGGGGCUACAAGAAGGAAUUGUUUUCAAGUCAAAAUCCUUAGAAGUACUUAAUUUGGCUGGUAAUAAACAGCUUACCAUGAUGUUUAAUACCCUAUUAGAAGCAAUGGAACCCAUAAAUCAAUCGUUACGUAUUCUUAACAUCAGUGACUGCAAUUUUCUUGGAAAAAUCUCCGCGAAACUGUGGGACUUCCAAAAUUUGAUUUCUGUAGAUUUAAGUAGAAAUAGCUUGUUUGGACAGCUUCCAUCUCCCCCAGAUAAUAUGUUAUUUCUUCUUAAUCUUGACGUAUCUGCGAACAACCUUUCAGGAAAAAUUCCUCAAGAAUUUGCAAAACUCUUAGCACUGGAAGUCUUCGACAUUUCACUGAAUCCCAAUAUGCACGAGUCCAACGAGGAAAAAGGAGCUCUACCCAACUUCGUGACGGUUGAUUUUAAAACUUUGACGCAGAGAAAUUCAGAUGAUAAAUUUAGGUGUCCCAAUGCUCGACUCAGUUAUAACAAAGGACUUGUCGUGUUAGACCCAAAUUACUAUUUUUACCGUCUGUGCCUUUGUAAUAUUGGAUACUAUGGCUCAGGAAGAACCUGUUUAUCUUGUAUGGAAGGGGGAGUGUGUCACGAUCAAAUGCUUCCUACGCAGUCGAUGAUCAUUAAAAAGGGAUAUUGGCCUUCAUCACUUCAUGGAAACGUGACUCACCUAAUAAGAUGUUCCCAAGCUUUAGGCACCAGCGCCCUCGUAAAUACAUCAUGCAAUCCAACCGGCUCUUGUGAGUGUGGUAUUGAUCCUGAUUGGCAUAGGGAGACAAAUGGAGCAAGUGACAGACCAUUCAUUACUUGUAACAAGUCGUGCCUUUGUCAGAAAGAGCUGGACUGUCAGAUUAUUCUUGGGAACACAUACCAUCUUGGACAGAGACCAGGCGCAGAGAUAUUAGAAAAAGCCGGGGGACUACAUGGAUUUAUGAAUUGGAAGAGAGCCUUAUUAACGGACAGUGGUGGAUUUCAGAUGGUGUCUGAAUUUCAUGAGUACUGCAAACCACAAGAUAAGUCAGAACUAUCACAGUUCUGCCAGAACCUAACUGGAGUUACCCAGAUUACCCUUGGGUUUUUCUUUUACGAGAAGAAGAGAUUUCUAUCUGUUACUUUUGUCUGUUCUCAAAUCAUCAUUUUAACCGUUUUGGCGAUGCUUCAAAUCAUUCCAGCCUGGCUCCUCGAACUCAACGUUAUUGCUCUUUUCAUCGGUUUAGCUGGAAGAGGAAAGGGUGCAAGAGGAAUCAUGAAGACAAGCGUAUUUUAUUUCCAAACAUUUGAUGCCUUAUUGUCCAACACGGACGUUUGGCCGGUUGAGGUUUUGGAGACGCAGAGAUACAUUGGAAAUGUUUUCAACUUUCGUUUCUCUGGCCUGGCUUGUGAGUUUCCGAGGUUGUUUACACCACUCGGCGAGCUCGCAUCUCUUUUAAUUCUUCCUCUCAUCUGCAUCUUGCUUGUCUGGUUCUACUUCACCCUUGGUUACCUCGUCUUUAAAAUUUUUGAAUAUCCCAAUUUAGAAGAAAGACGACUUCGACUUCGGAAUACCUGUUUACAACUCUCGGUCAUGACUCUUAACUUUACGUACUUUCCCAUUGUGAAAAAGACAGCGUCUACCCUUGCGCAUUGUGGUGAGGAUAAUGGCCAGCGUUACUUGAGGGAGGCCCCAUGGAUGGAAUGUGAAGGUUAUGACUACACCAUCUUACAGGUGUUAGGCUGGCUUGCCCUGCCUCUUUAUGUGAUCGGUGUGCCUUUUGGAUUGUUCCUUCCUCUCCUGCACUUCAAUAAGGUGGCCAGAAGACAUGAAAUGCCCCAGCAAGACCAAGAAUCUUUGGACAGCUGGCUCGGUUCUAUCUACUUGCCAUACAGGGAAGAAUUCCGUCCCUAUUUUGAGAUCAUCUUUCUUCUAAGGCGGAUGCUGAUCGCUUUCGCGUUGUCUCUCAUCAAUCGUGCAUCGUCCUUUCAGACGAUAGCUGUUUGCUUUGUUUUGCUGGUUGCUUUGUGCUUGCAGUUGUCCUUCAGGCCGUUAAACGACUCUUACCAAAAGUUCCCAUUGGAAAACACAGCAGAGACCUUGGUUCUUUUGACUCUUCAUUUCUCUUUCAUGAACGUAAGGUACGCAGCUCUGAACCCUGACUCAUCCUUACCCAUCAUUUGGAUGAUUAUGUCGGUGAACGUGGUUCUACUUUGCGGAAUGGUUGUUUCGAUAAUUUUGUUAUUGAAAAAGGCGGGAAAUGCAGAUGAAAUGGUUCAUGAAGCAAGAGGACACGAAGAACACGCACCAGUCCUAGGGGACGGCGCUAGAGAACAAUACGGAACUUUUGAGGAGUAAUUGCAUUAGACUAUGCGUGAACUCAAGUCUAAUACAGAUACUUGGUAACUGUUCCUUUCGAAAGUAACGCUAUCUUUGGAAUUUUCUUUUAAAUGUUAAAUGGCCGCGUGCGCGGAUACGAAUCUUCUCAUGGAGGGUUUUAAGAAAUUAUCAACCAAUAAGGAUUACGAACGAAAAGAGACGCCAUCAACACACAAAGAUAAAUUCGAUCCAUAAGCCGACAUUUUAUGUUCUGUUUGUUGGAUAGCUUAGAUAGUUAAGAAAAAAAAAACAGAGCGAUUAUUACGGGUCGUUAUUAUCUCAUAAUAUGCUUUUUCAAUUACUGGUACAACUUUUAAGCAAGUUCUCCCUAUAAAAAUAUUUACCGUUUGUCAUAAGGAAAAGCCGAUUUUUACACCAACAAAUGCUUCUUAAGUAAAUAGCCUCUCUUUAAGAGCGCAAAUGCAAUCAAUUAUAUAACUUGGCAAAUUUUUUCAUAUUUGCAUGUGAAAGAUAUGGAUAGCAUAUUUACAGCGUGUGGUGACGAUAUAUCUUGGAUGAAUUUUGAAGAAUAAAUAUAUGUUAUUCGCUAGCCGGUAGGUCCUUAUUGGGAAAAACUGUGCCCGAAGUCUUGAGUACCGCCCGAGUACCGUGCCCUUUGAGAAAAAAAAAAUGGUAUCUCAAUAAUAUCCUAGAGAAGAAAAGAUUAUCGGCGGCCGGUUCACAUUCAGACGAUACCAGCUGCUUGCUCUGUUUUGUUGGUUUCCCUGUACUUUCAGUUGCUCUCAAAUCAUUCAGUGAUUCUUAUCAAAGGCCUUGGUUCCUUUUCAAUUUUGAACCUAGAGACAUAUGGGCCAAUAGUUUGGAUGAUUGUGGGACUGAAUGUAGAUCUUCUCGGUGAAAAGAUAUUCUUUAUGGUCUUCCUUUUAGGAAGAGUGAAUGCGAAGGAAACAUUGAGGAGAUGGUAGAGUUACCGCUUGAAGAACAUGCACUAUUUCUUGAGGAACUAAGUCUAAAAAUACCAAAUUCCCCAACAGAUCUGCAACAGUCCAAGUCAUGUUCUUUUCAGUCCAUUUUGAGAUUAUUAAUCAUUGGGCCAUUUUUACAUUUUAUCUAAGAAACUGCUUAUUCUAAUUAAUAAGUAUCGGCAGGAUAGGAACAGCUAGUAAUUAUAACUCUUUUCCGAUCAUAGUUAGUAAGGAUCUUCUCUACCGUGGGCUGAUUGAAGCAUACCGAAACCAGAAUGAAUGAAACUGCAGUACCUCUGGUCUGAACUUCCAAAAUUCCAAUUAAACUCCAGCCACAUGUAGAGACGUUGACAUUGUUAAAUAGAAACCUGAGAUUAAUACAGCUAUGAUUUUGAA